Molecule: messenger RNA, 5169 nt
Organism: Mizuhopecten yessoensis (Yesso scallop)
Lineage: Eukaryota; Metazoa; Mollusca; Bivalvia; Pectinida; Pectinidae
Exons: 4
Coding region: 1554-3536 (660 amino acids)
Cellular component (GO): membrane
Source: RefSeq, a predicted model, not a curated record
CAGUCUCUACCAUAGUCUUACCAUGGUGUGUCUUAGUGCAGCCCAGGAUUGGCUUACUUUUAAUCUCGUUAAAGGAGACCUAAAUGAUUUACCUGGACAACUAUAUACAGGUGAUAUUUGCAUCGCUGGCACAGACCCUGCCCGGAGUCGGAGAAUUUACGUCAGGUGGGUUUGAGACUGUGAAGUUAUAAGAACACUCAAACACAUAUACGUCUCAAUGGACCACAGGACAUCGCCAACAUGUGAACCGACAAGGUCAAAAACAGCUACGAACACGGAAAUAAUGUUAUACAUCAACAGAAAUGCAAACAAAUGAUCCAAUGUGUGUGAUUUAAAAGGAAUUGCCCUCAUAAUGGAAAGGAAUAACUUUAUGUGUACAAAAUGAUUAAAGGUAGGUGUGAGGCAAGAUUUUAGCCCAGGGGAGAUGUAUGGAAUAGAAAAGCUGUUUAAUAAAAGGAGUCCAUUCAUUUCUCCUCAUUGUUAUUUGACCAGGUACAAGGAGUCCUACAACUUUCUCGAGGAAUAUCAGUGUGGUGGGAGCAUGUACCUCGGAUGUGUUUCUUAAUAAUUAAUUGACAAUAAUUUUCAAUUUGCUGUAGGCCAGAAUCACUUCCACUGAUUGUAACACUUUUUUUCUCUGGAACGUUUGCACUUACAGCAAAUUAAUGAUUUACUAAUCAAAACAGGGCGACAUAUUUCAAGGAAAUUACUUUUGAUGUAUUGGGGCAAAAUUCAGAAAUCUUCAUAUCUCUGACGGAAAUAGAGUGUGCAUGAUCAAGACUCUUCUGUGGAUUAAAAUGAAUGGAGUAGCCACCAAGUUCUAUUCGUAAAAGGAAUAUUUACAAGUGUUUGUGUAAAAUAUAAACCAAUAUAUAUAAUUAUUGUGUAUAUGAUAUCAUGGAUUAAUUAUGCAAAGUUGAAAAGUAAUGUGAUGCUGUUUGUAUUUCUGUGAUAUCUUGUGAUAAUGGUGGUCAUACCUCUGUUAUAGCAAAAGCAAUACAACGCCACCACUGGUGGAGAAAUGAAAUUAAUGCAAUCUUGGGAAUUAACGACCAACGAGUUACUUACGAGGAUAAACAGUUUGUGUCAAGUCAAUAAUUGAGUGUAACAGUGUCGGAACCCUGCCAGUUAAUUCCUUCCUCUGUCCGACAAGUGCUUAUAAAUAAAUUGAUUAUACAUUGUUACCGAUAACCAGAGGAUACAUUACGACAUUCCCUAAGUCUGCGCGUGUAAUUUUAUUUAUUAUACGACAGUUAUACGUAGUGCCAAUGACUGAUCUUAUCACCGAUCACUAAAGGGAGAUAAUACAGAUUCUGACAUGACUUCCCACUACAUGUAAUUCCCUGUUACUGGUGGUAUUGAAUUGAGUACGGAGCUCUCCCGUGGGAGAGAUUAAAACUGGUCAUUAUUGAUGUGAGUUGACAGGGAGUAACACAGGGUGUGUAGACAAGUCCUAAUUGGAGUUAGUGGAGCGGGUUCCCAGCAGCCGCAGCAGCACCGAUACAGAGGACCAGACGUUAGUCAAUCUGUGACCGUCAGCCAUCAGUGUGGAAAUGUCGACUAAACGUCUGACUAUCAUAGCGCUAGUCCACACCGCACUCAUUAUCCCUAAUCUUCCAAAUUUAGUCAAUGCAAGCCCCAGUAUCACUGGGGUCACACCCAAACCCCUGGGGGUCGGAGACAGUGGGGUUGGGGGUGAAAAAGAGUCCCUCCCAGAGACCAAAAAAUCACAGUCUAAUCUGUCAAGCAUACAGGCAGCAAAGCAAAUGUCAGUGUCCCCUUCCAAUGUGUCGUCGCUUAACACAAUGACCUCUCAGACAUCCUUUUCUCUGUUUUCCACCUUGCUGCCUGCAUCGGCUGCAUUGAAGAGUCCAAGCAAUUCUACAACAAACACAUUCCAGUCACAACCGUCAUUCCUCGAUGUGUCCCCAACUCCGGCGGCCAGCCUCUCCCCUCCUGCUGUCAAUGAAACCUUCCAGAUCUUCCUUAACCCACCAUCAAUCAAUGAACUGCGAGUGAAUUCUAAUCAGACCAUCAUCUUCAACUGUACUACAAUAUCAGGCCGGAGUGCGACGACACGUCAAUAUGAUGAUAAUAAUAAUGCUAAUACCAGUACGACGAACAACGGGUCUACACUGCCACCACACCAGGCGGCCUCUGUCCAGAACACUGCCACUGAUGGCCAUGGCAGCACCCCUGUAACAAGACGCAGGUACCAGGCUGUCAUAGAAACCAGCAAUGGCAAAGUGGCCAAGCUGUACAAAUGGGACAAAAAUAAGAAACGAAUCAAUUUCUACGACAACAGUGAUUAUCUUCAUGACAAAAUUCGUAUGCAUAUUCGGCUCAAUGAGGAGUAUAAUUUCACCAUAGAGGCAAUGCAUAUAGGCUAUGUGACUAUGUCUGUUACGCUUCUAGACCUCGACAGUGAGCAGACAGCCAGGGAGGGGGUAUACAAGGCCUUGUCCCAUGCCAAACUCGCCAUGGCCACUGUACGGGCGGAAAAAACAGCCGACUUUGUUUUUGAUUGUUCAGCCGCUGCGGUGGCCAUACUAAUCAGUUUUGGAAUUGGAUGUGUUACCGACACGGAGAGUCUAAAACGUCAGCUCAAAUACCCGGUGUCCCUACUCAUCGGCUUCUGUUGUCAAUUCCUUCUGAUGCCAGUGCUUGCCUUCGGGAUAGCUAUGAUGCUUCCUCUGGAGCGAAACAUUCGGUUUGGUCUGCUGUGUGUGGCGUGUGUCCCAGGGGGCGGGCUCGGCCAUGUCGCAGUCGUCGUUAGUCAGGCUGACCUUCCACUUAGCCUCGCUAUGAACCUCAUCAGCAUCGUCGCCAUGCUAGGUACAGCUCCAUUGUGGAUAUUUGUGUUAGGACAAUAUUUUCAACAGAAAGGUAGCUCCAAGGUCAUCCCUAUCUACAAUUUUGAGAUUUGGCUGGCUUCUACCUUCUUUGCCUACACGGCAGGACUUGUGAUAAAUCGCUUCAAACCUGGCAUGGCGGACGCCCUACUGACCUGGAUCAUAAAGCCAUUCCUUCUACUUGCAACGAUAUUAUAUAUUACUUUAGGAGUGUAUAUAAAUAUGUACGUGUUCGAUGAUAUAGAGAUGUAUGCUGUGUUAGCGGCACUUCUACUUCCAAUAUCAGGUUUUGCCAUAACCUUUGGUCUUUCAAAAGUGUUUCGCCAAAAACCAAACUUUUGUCAAUCUGCAGCGCUAGAAACUUCCAGUUUCAAUUGUCUAAUAGUGCUAGCUGCAAUACGGUUUACACUUCCGAAACCUGAUGCCGAUUUAGCGUCAGAAAUACCCAUGUGGAUCAUGUUCACAAUUCCUGGGAUGUAUGUGAUUCUCUCUAUAAUUCGAGUGAUAAAAAAUUUCAUUUCAAAUUUUCUGGAAAGUCGGAAACAGCAACAAUUCCGUCAUUUUAGCAUCGCAUCAGGAAUUGUAAAUCAGGCCAACAUGGCUGCCUUAUCAGCACCGCUAUUUGUGACGGAGGUAACAGACGACGAGCAAGGCUCUGUGAGUGAGAAAAUCACUGUGUUAUAGCAUAUAAAAUAUAUUAGAGAGCUGCAGAAAUUAAUUCGUGAUAAUAUGUCAGCUUGAAUGAAAUUAAACUCACUGUUUAAUAUUAUAAUACAUAUAUGUCUAUAUAUAUACAUGGGUGUUAUGAAAACAUAUUAAUUAUAAUUUAUUUCAAUUCCAGAAAUAGACGUUGCCAUGACCAUAUUUGGAAUAACUUGCUCACAAGUAAAAAAAAUCCCUUUCAUUUGUAUGGUCUAAUUAUGUUUUUUUUAUUAUCAUCAGUAUCCGAGUUAAUAAAGGGAAAGUUUCUCCUAAUAUUCCAACGACUUUCCAUGUGUGUACAACACAAAGUAUUUGUUAUACCUGUUUCAAGCUUCCCAAAGACAAUGAUCAUGAUCUCAUGUAUAACGCUCGUUACUUGUGUCAUACCGGCCAAUAAAGAAAUGAAAAAGGAUUUAAUAUUACUCCUCAAGAGCCUUGAAUUCCUUUCACUUGAUUUCAUGUAAUUGUACUUAAACAACAGAGUAUAAUUCAUUUUUUCUGAUCUUUUGGUCCUUAAUUUUUGUUAUAUAAACAAAUUUGAGUUCUAGAUUGAGCAAAUGGAAAGCAUAUCUUUUCCCAACAGCCUAUAAUUUGAAAUAAACCUUACAAUUAAGUGAUUGUUGAAUUAUUAAAAUAAUUUCUCUGAAUUGUUUGUAUGUAACUUGCAUGUGUGUUCCAUAAAAAAGGAACAAAGGGCCUGUAGACACAUUAUAUAAUGGACAUGUAUAUUAAAUAUGUAGAUUCACUAUAAAUUUGCAAACCACAAGGAGUUAUCAAAAUGCAAGUAAUUUAAGUGUUACCUCCUUAGCUUGUAGUUGUAUUUAUUCAUCAUAUAUAUUUUUCAUCUAUCUUUUUUAACAUGUUGGAACAAAACAACCACUACACUACACCACCAGAAAGAUUUCAUCAGCAAUAUUAGAAAUAUAGCGAUCAAAUAAAAAGAAGAAGGAAUAGCAAUAACAAAAAAAAUAACGGUAAUUAUAAUACAUUGUAUAUUGAAUAAAAUAUAAUGACAGCAGUGAUUGGCCUCUGAGACAGGGUACAGAAUGUUGAGAUAUGGAAUAAAUUAAAAUAAUAACAAUGAAAUGAAAAAUAAUUUGAAAUUGAAAAAUUAAAAGUAAUUCAACACUAAAUUGAAUAAAAUAUUUAUCAAAUUUGACAUAACUUUUCAAUUUAUCUUAAAGUGUAUCUUACCCUCUCUAUUAUUUACAUCUUAUGAGAUUGGAAAGGCAGGUAAUUUGCUGUAUUUAUCCAGCAAUAAGGCCAUGCCUGGUAAUAGCCCCACACACAUAUUGCAGUUCAGUAGAAAUGCCAACAAAUGAUACCUAUCAUUGUCCUGUAAUAAGCUAACCCCUACUAACCCCCUACUUUGAGCCAGAGAUUAUGUAUUGGUCCCAUAGGCAUAUUGAUAGAUAUGGCAAAAUGAAAAAUAGAUAUAAUAUUUUCGAUAGUAGGUAUAACAAGACAGAUCAUACUGUAAUUUUCAUGUGAAGAUUAAAUAAAUUGAGAUAUACAGCUGUAGUAGUAACCAAUCUAGAUUAAAAUAAAGAUUAUAUAAUGUACUAUAUUAAUAUCAUAUAUAUAUAUAUACAUAUAAUAGGUUAGUAAUAGAAUA